Molecule: messenger RNA, 3883 nt
Organism: Pogoniulus pusillus (Red-fronted tinkerbird)
Lineage: Eukaryota; Metazoa; Chordata; Aves; Piciformes; Lybiidae
Gene: MBLAC2
Product: metallo-beta-lactamase domain containing 2
Exons: 2
Coding region: 34-864 (276 amino acids)
Source: RefSeq, a predicted model, not a curated record
GAGAGUUUGGCGUCGAGAGGUGUUAGAGGGGCAAUGUCUGCGCUGGAGUGGUUCGCGCACAAGCCUCUGGGCGACGGGAUCUUCUGGAUCCAAGAGCGCUUCUACGAGUCAGGCAACCGGGCGAACAUAUGGUUGGUGCGAGGCUCGCAGCGGGACGUGGUGAUCGACGCGGGACUGGGGUUGCGCAGCCUGCCCGACUAUCUGCGCGCUGCUGGGCUUCUGGAGCCGGCAGAGGGGAACGAGCCGCGGCCACUGCUAGCUGUGGCCACCCACGUUCAUUUCGACCACUCGGGAGGGCUGCAGCACUUCGACGAAGUGGCGGUGCACAGCGCCGAGGCGGCGGCCCUGCAAAGCGGCGACAACUAUGAGACCGUCACCUGGCUGUCGGACCGGGAGGUGGUCCGGCCACCGCGGCCCGGUUGGCGGGCACGGCAGUUCCGCGUCCCGCCCGUCAGGCCCAGCCGCCUGCUGCAGGAGGGGGAUGUGAUCAGCCUUGGAGACAGACAGCUUACUGUAAUGCACAUGCCAGGUCAUUCAAGAGGCAGCAUUUGCCUACAUGACAGAGACCGGAAGAUUCUGUUCAGUGGGGAUGUGGUGUACGAUGGAUCCAUGAUUGACUGGCUUCCGUACAGCAGAAUAAGUGACUAUGUUGCAAGCUGCCAGCGCCUCAUGGAGUUGGUGGACAGAGGUCUGGUGGAGAAGGUAUUGCCUGGGCACUUUAACAUGUUUGGGGCAGAAAGGCUGUAUCGGUUAGCAUCCAACUACAUUUCACAAGCUGGAAUCUGCCACAAGGUUUCUACUUGUGCCAUGAGAUCCAUUGCAAGCAUGGUACUUCGUGUUACAAAUUCUGGAUUCACUUCUUAGUGCAUUUGGUAUGAUCUGUUUCCUGCUCAAAACCAAAAGGCUUGUGGAAGUGUUGAUAAAAGCAAAGGUGCCUUUGCACCCAGCAAAUUGGUACAGAUGAUCUGCAAAAAUCCUAUUUCUGCCUACUUUAUUCCUGUUUUUAUAAAAAAGUGCAUAAGCCUUAGCCAAAGCUACCAUUUUUUUCCCUAUUUUUCCAGGGCAUGUUUGCACAUGUAUUGUGAUCAAAAUAUAUUUGGUUUAUUUUUUUUAUGAAUCUGAUGGAUAUGUAUGUGCCAAAAGGCAGAGGUUUUGCAUUCCCACCUGAAACCUUGUUGAUGUAGCACUGUGUUUGUGACCAUUCACUCAACUCCUGCUCAGGUUUUGGCCUGACACAGCUCAUUCUAAGAUGUGGUGUGUGUUGGGAGCAGAACUGUUAGGUCAAAGCAUGAGCAACACCCAUGCAGGACUCCAGGCAGUAAGAAACAAGGGCCAUAUUGUAGCCUUUCUCACCUGCUUCUUGGUGUCUGCUGUACCCAUUGUUCUAUAUGUCUUUGCAAAGGAGCUGUUAGUUCUCCUUGGAAUUCACUAAUGUAUGGAAAUGCUAUAGACCAAACUUCCAAGCUGGAAAGUGUAGACACAUCAGCUUAACAAAAAGCUUUUCAUGCAGAUCCAGUAGCAGAUGGACUGAGACUUUUGCUUGCUCUGUGACAGAAGAGAAAGAAUGAACUCAGGCCAUCAGCUAGGGAACUGUUUUUCUUGUAGGCAUGUGAGUUAGGAACUAGAGCCUUUGUGAACUAAUUAGUGUGCUAGAUCAGUUUGUAGAGAAUGGAUUCAGCUCUUGCUUGAUGUGUUGGUUUUUUUUUUCCUGGUGAGCUCAUAAAAAAAAUUCACAAAAUUUGUUGUUCUGUAAAUCUGAAGGAAUUUGACUGUCACAAGCUUAAAGAUUUUAUAUUUAAGAGUAUUUUUAUGUGACUGGGUUGUGACUUGGUUUUAAAGCUCUGUGGUGGGGGAAGGAUGGAGGCUUUAACAUUUCUUACCAUGCUGCAGGUGCUGAGUUAACAGCUGGUACACUUGUUACCACAAGUGAGUGUAACUUGAGCUGUUUACUGUGUGCUUAUGAAGUGUUUGCUGCAUAUGGUUUUUUUUUUUAUGAGAAGUGCAUUGCAUUCAGGUCUGCUCUGGAAAAAAAAUGCUGAAUACACUGAGAAAUGCAAAAUGACAUUGUACCUUGCUUAUGAAAAUUGAAUGUGUGGUAUUUAAAAGCUGUCUAAAUGGUCAGAGUUUGUGUAAUUAUGCUAACAGUCUCUGUAUCAAACUUUUUUAAAAGGACACUGAUCUUAUUUUUGUAUGUAGACAUAAGUACUUUCCUAAAAAGAGUGUGCUUUUCCCAUAUUUUAGUGAAGUUUAAUAUUAUUUAUUUGGAUUUGACUUAUGGGGAAGCUUCUUUCUCCCCAUUCAUUAUACUCAAUAGAAAGGGAGCUCAGGGUUUGGGCUCUGAGGCAUUGGGGAGUGGAAACUGAUAGCCUUCCUAAGAGCUGUAAAUUCAAGUGAACAAACCAAUUGUAAAAUAAAAACAUCUCAUCUGAAAAUUAUGAAAGGGAGUAUCAUAUAUAAUGCUUUUCUCCUUUCACAACCACAGCACUCCUGCCUUUACUGUUUGAAUAUAUCCUUCACCAGGAUUUGUAAUGAUAGGUUGUGACGUGCCUAGUUCCUGUUAGCAGUGCCUAUCUCCAAGCUCUAGCAAAACAAUGAGUGGUCAGGACACAUGCAGCACUUGAAAGACCUUUUACUACUCAGUUCAUAGUCUCUUUUUUGGAGGAAUCCAAGUAUAUCAGUGCAUUACAUGAGGAAUGUUUAAUUAACGGGUAGAAUUCUGUCAUGAGCAAACCUAGGAGCUUUUUAUCUUGGCCAGAGAAGAAAUGGAGGUUGAUGUGACAGCUGAUGCAUGCUGCUAUUUACAUAGCAGUCCAGAUACUGUUCUGGAUAGCCAGGGCUUCACAGUGGGUAAUCACAGAUCUGAGGUAGCAAGCGGGAAAGUCAAAAUGCCUAGUACUGGACCUUACAACAGCUACCCUGAUAAAACGAUGGUGUCACAGGUUACCCAAUCUGAAUUUCUCCAAGUUAGCUGUCUAUGGUGUAAUACCAGCAGUAAUCUUACCCCUUGCUUCUGUGAAGGCUGUAGGAGCACUGGUGAUGACUUCAUGCCUCUUCAGUCUCAAAGCCUGCCAAUAUGUGUGCCAGUUGCUCCAUUAUUCAUUAGGAGAGUCAGAACAUGUUGAAUUAGCACUUUGUGUUAUACCACAAUAUACAAUAUUAGAAGCCAUGUAACCAGGUUAGACUGUUUUGUAAAACCUAAGAGAAGGCUUACAGGCAUGGCCAUUGAAAGAGAAAGAUAUCCUCCAUCAUUUGUAUUUAAAUCUGUGCUUGGUAACAGCCAUAAGAUCCUUAAAUGUCAGGAUUAUUGUCAAAAUGCCCCAUUAAGCCACACUUAAUUCCAUGAAGUACAUGUAGGUAAUAGCAGUUGCCUGGAGUUUUUGACAGAAAUGUAGGGGAUAAUUUCCUAGCUCAGAAGGAAGUGUUACAUUAACACAGUCCAAAGUGGAGUGUGUUAACACUGCUGCUAUAAUCUAGUUGAAAGUAGUUUUUGAGAGUCUCAAAGUUAUUUUUGUAUUAAAAAAAAACACUAUGAGGCAAAUAUAACCUCUGCAGUGCAAAGAACUGACUCUGACUAUUUUUGUUAAGAAUUACUAAGUUUUAGUCAUGAGUGUUUUGACAGUGGUCCUUUAACAUUACUUAGAUUUAAUAUUUAAAAUGUGUAUUGUAAGUUUAAGUGUUGUAACAACUUGGGGAUUUAGAACUGUGUUAUUUGUAAAAUCUAAAUGUAUGUUAAUGCAGUUUCAGUAGAUUGGAGACAGGAAAAAAUCACAAAAUCAGACAGGAAGUUUUGCUCUGUAAUCUGUCAAGACUUUUGUGAUGUUAACAAUUUACAAAUUAAAAAGUAAUUUUGUCACAGAAAAUCAUAAUAAAAAAUUAUAUAAUA